UGACCAAAACGGGGGAGUUUGUUUCACUAAUCACGGCGCGGUUUUAGAGGCCCCAACACACACACGCACACCGCGCACGCCGCAGCUAGGCGCUAAUCUAAUCCGACGUAGGUUUCGCGGCGAAGCGCUGGAUUCCACGGUGUUCGUCUCGCCACCUUCCGAUUCCGAAACGAUUUAAUCCUUCCCCCCAGCUCGACACUGACAAAGAAGAACAAGCAGGCUCGCGUCGCCGCCGCCAUUGCCGUACCUUGUUCUUCGGCUCCGCCACGAUCCGCUCCUUCCGGCGAUCUGCGGUGGCGGGGCGGCGAUGUCAGAUGACAAAUGAUCGAUUCGAUGAUGCGCUGUGCCGUUUGCUAAUGCUGCUGCUGCGGCGUCGUUCUUGGCGGAAUUGAUCUCGUUUGUUCUUCGGCGUCGUUUCGGUGUUGUUAGUUGUUGCCCUAAUCGAUCGUCGAGAAUUAUUUGGGCAAGCUUUGUGAUGGCGAUUACCAAGGUUCUUGGAUCCAAACCUGCCGACUGCUUCCAAUUUCGGGACCCUAAUUCCUGGACUUGCAUGACUGAGCUUGUAAGCGAUGUGGUCGUUGAGGUUGGAGACUUCUCCUUCCAUCUUCACAAGUUUCCGUUGAUGAGCCGAAGUGGCACGCUGCAAAAGCUGAUAAGCGAAGCAGCCACGGACGACGGCGAGCCGUGCAGCGUCGAGCUGCACGGCAUUCCCGGCGGCGCGGCGGCGUUCGAGCUGGCGGCGAGGUUCUGCUACGACGUCAGUGCGGAGCUUAACGCCGGGAACGUGGUCUCGCUGCGGUGCGCGGCGGAGCACCUCGGCAUGACCGAGGACCACGGCGGCGGCGGAGAGGGCAACCUCGUCGAGCAGACGGAGGCGUUCCUCCGCGACGUGCUCGGCAGCUGGGACGACGCCGUGCGCGCGCUGCGGUCGUGCGACGGCGCCGGCGUGCUCCCGCUCGCCGAGGAGCUCCUCGUCGUACCGCGCUGCAUCGACGCACUGGCGAGCAAGGCCUGCGCCGACCCGACCCUCUUCGGCUGGCCGAUGGUGGAGUACUACACGGCUAAGGGCCUCGAGGAGACGGUGAUAUGGAACGGCAUCACCACCGCCGGCAAGCCGAGGACCCCCGGCGCGGACUGGUGGUACAAGCAGGCGUCGUCGCUGAAGCUGCCGGUGUACAAGCGGCUCAUCACUGCGAUGAGGUCCAAGGGCAUGAGCCCCGAGAACAUCGCCGGCUCGCUGACGCACUACGCCAAGCGCCACCUCUCCGGGCUGAGCCGCCACUCCGGUGGCGGCGGCGGCGUGUCAGGGACCGUGCUCUCGGACGUGGAACAGAGGGUGCUCCUGGAGGAGAUCGUUGCGAUGCUCCCCGUCGAGAGGGGCGUCGCCACGACGAGGUUCCUGCUCGGACUACUCCGCACCGCCAUGAUCCUGCACGCUGGCGCGGCGUGCCGGGACGCGCUGGAGAAGAGGGCCGGCAACCAGCUCGAGGAGGCGGCGCUGGAGGAUCUCCUGAUCCCCAACACCGGCUACUCCGUCGAGACGCUCUACGACGUGGACUGCGUGCAGCGGAUGCUGGAGCAGUUCGUCGCCGCGAACACGUCGGCGUUCGCGACCUCGCCGGAGAUCACGGACGAAGGCCAGAUGGUGGACGCGCCCUCCACCGGAGAGCUCAUGCCGAUCAGCACGGUGGCCAAGCUCGUCGACGGCUACCUCGCGGAGGUCGCGACGGACACCAACCUCAAGCUCUCCAAGUUCCAGGGCAUCGCCGAGUUCGUCCCGGACUACGCCAGGGCCAUCGACGACGGCAUCUACCGCGCCAUUGACAUCUACCUCAAGGCGCACCCAUGGCUGACGGCGUCGGAGAGGGAGCAGCUGUGCCGGCUGAUGAACUGCCAGAAGCUGUCGCUGGAGGCGUGCACGCACGCGGCGCAGAACGAGCGGCUUCCGCUGCGGGUGGUGGUGCAGGUGCUCUUCUUCGAGCAGCUCCGGCUGCGCACCACGGUGGCCGGCUGGUUCUACGUGUCCGACAACGUCGACCAGGGCACCCCCAGCGCCGGCCACUACACGCCGGAGAAGAGCGGCGGGGUGGACUUCGGGGCGGGGCCCGAGGAGGAGGAGGGCGACGACGAGGCCCGGGGCAACGAGCGGUCGUCGUCGGCGAUGAGCGUGGACGACAUCAGGCAGCGGGUGGUCGAGCUCGAGGAGGAGUGCUCGAGCAUGAAGGAGGAGAUCCACCGGCUCGGGAAGCCCAAGGGCGCGUUGAGCAGGCUGUUCCGGAAGCUCGGGCUCGGCGGGAGGCCGGCAGCGAGGCAGCAGCAGCCGCCGCCGCCGCCGCAGCUGACGAGCUCCGGCGACGAGAAACGCAAGUCGAUGUCCUUGGAGCGUUAAGGUUUAUACGUUUCGGUUCGCAUUUGUGUUGCUGUUAGUUUGGCUAAAUUAUCGUUUGUUCAAAUUGUAGAAUUAGAUAAGUUUACCUUGUUGAAACAGGGAGUUAUUAGAACGUACAUAUAUCUAUUGUCAAAAUUCAGUUAUUAUUUACCAGUAUGAAUUUAGAUGCAAUCGUGCAAAUGUUUGAUGGGGUGCUUGUCAAGAGAAGAGACUGCAGGUACUAUGCUUGAGGAUGAUGAAUGAAUACAGGUCUCUAUGUACAUUUCAUGUUCUAUUUUCUAACAGUAUUCAAUAAAAUGAUAGAUGAUAAUAU
Messenger RNA from Oryza brachyantha (malo sina), 2702 nucleotides. Its product is annotated as BTB/POZ domain-containing protein At5g03250-like. The transcript has 4 exons. Gene Ontology annotation, molecular function: protein binding. The coding region runs from base 476 to 2389 and encodes 637 amino acids. The record is from RefSeq and is a predicted model, not a curated record. NCBI's taxonomy places the organism in Eukaryota, Viridiplantae, Streptophyta, Magnoliopsida, Poales, Poaceae.